This is a messenger RNA of Diaporthe citri, 786 nucleotides long. RefSeq lists its product as uncharacterized. The coding region runs from base 1 to 786 and encodes 261 amino acids. The record is from RefSeq and is a predicted model, not a curated record. Gene Ontology annotation, biological process: siroheme biosynthetic process. NCBI's taxonomy places the organism in Eukaryota, Fungi, Ascomycota, Sordariomycetes, Diaporthales, Diaporthaceae. The transcript has 2 exons. Gene Ontology annotation, molecular function: protoporphyrin ferrochelatase activity; precorrin-2 dehydrogenase activity.
AUGGGCUCAGAGAAGGACCAAUUCCCAGAGGUCCAGGGCGGAGGCAGCCUCAUCCUAGCCUGGCAGAUCAAGGCCAAGAACGUGCUGGUCGUCGGCGGCGGCGAGGUCGCGGCCGGGCGCAUACUCAACUGCCUCAACGCCGACGCCGCCGUUACAGUCAUAUGCCCCUCGUCCGGCCUCAACCCAGAAGUCGCACACCGCGUCUCUGCCGGCCAGGUGACCCACAUCGACAGGAAGUUCGAGCCAGGCGACCUCGACCCGGACAAGAACGUAAACAUGGUCCUGACCGCCAUCGACGAUCCAAAGGCCUCCACCGAGAUCUGGAAGCUGUGCAAGGAGCGGCGCAUCGCCGCCAACAUUGCAGACGUCCCGCCCGAGUGCGACUUCUACUUUGGCAGCGUCCACCGCGACGGGCCCUUGCAGAUCAUGGUGUCCACCAAUGGCAAGGGGCCCAGGCUCGCCGCCUCCAUUCGCAAGCAGAUCGCCGCUACCCUUCCCAAGAAUGCCGGCGCCGCCGUCGACAAGGUGGGAAGGCUGAGGGCGAUGCUGCGCAAGAUCGAGCCCGGCCCCGAGGCUGUCGCCAGCAGGAUGGGCUGGAUGAUCAACGUGUCCGAUGCCUACAGCUGGGAAGCCUUCUGUGACCUGACCGAGGAGGACAUGGAGAACCUGCUGGCCUUCUACUCCAGCGGGGAGGUUCCGUCCUUGGAUCUACUCAAGAGCAUGAGACGAGACUUCUCGCCCGAGACUGUGUUUGACGGCUCAUUUGGGUUCUCUGUUGGGUGCUAA